CCCCUCCACAAUAAACACAACCAAAUUAAAUCUUUGUGUUCGCGAAUGGGAAGAAAUUCGCCAUAUUUUGCACUAAUUUUUGCAGACUUUUUGCGCACAUUUCUCGCCUGGCUUUUGCUGUGGAGUUGGUGGACAUGGACACGAAGCUCGCAAAAGGCCAUGGCUGCGGGUCUUGAAUUAAUAUAGUAAAAAACAACAAUAUCCCUAGUAUGCAUAAUUAAGGACACAAAUCAGCACUGGUCCCUACACCUUUGGACGCUAUAAUUUUCUCUUAAAUUUGCUGAUUUUCGACAACGAAGACCUGAGAGAUUUUUCGCGGCGACUACUGCUGUCAUCAUGGCUCAAGAGUGUCCAACAUUCCAUUAAGCAGGGGUGAACCUGAGUGUGGUUUCGCUGGGUGUGAGGGCCUGAGCCGCAAACAAAAAUGUCGAUGUCGUCAAGUUUUAUAAACCGAGGGUCGUCAAGACGAUCGGAGGACACUAUGGACGAUGAUUUGGAUGACAAGGACGAUACCAAAAGAAAAUCUCGUAAUUUGAGUGAGAAGAAAAGACGAGACCAAUUCAACAUGCUUAUCAAUGAGCUCAGCUCAAUGGUUUCAUCUACGAGUAGGAAAAUGGACAAGUCGACAGUCCUCAAGUCAACCAUAUCAUUCAUUAGGAAUCACAAUGAAAUUACCGUUCGUUCGAGAGCUCAUGAGAUACAAGAAGAGUGGAAACCAACGUUUCUGUCUAAUGAAGAAUUCACCCAUUUAAUUUUGGAGGCUCUCGAUGGAUUCAUCAUGGUGUUCUCAUGCUCAGGAAGAAUUUUCUAUGCCUCAGAAAGCAUCACUUCACUUCUCGGGCACCUGCCGAAUGAUCUUCUUAACACAACCAUUUACGACAUGGCUUAUGAGAAUGACCAGUCGGAUUUGUACAACAUACUGCUAAAUCCUACAAACACUGUGGAAUCAUCAUCACAAUACUCUCUCGGAAGAGAAAACCAAACCACAUUUUUCUGUCACAUGAAAAGAGGAGGAUUAGACUUCAACGAAGAACUUACUUAUGAACUCGUCCAGUUUGUAGGAUACUUCCGUUCUAUUGUGGACUCGGCAGACAUUGAUGCCAUGAUUUCGAGCAGCAACAGUUUUCCCGACGAAAACAAUAGUAUUGUCUUUGUUGGUACUGGCCGCUUGCAAACACCCCAACUUAUCCGAGAAAUGUCCAUAGUCGACUCGAGUAAAAGUGAGUUCACCUCGAGACACAGCUUGGAGUGGAAAUUUUUGUUUUUGGAUCACAGAGCUCCUCCGAUUAUUGGAUACCUUCCUUUUGAGGUGCUGGGAACCUCUGGCUACGAUUACUACCACAUAGAUGAUCUCGAAAAAGUUGUGGCUUGCCAUGAAGCAUUAAUGCAAAAAGGCGAAGGCACUUCUUGCUACUACAGAUUUUUGACCAAGGGACAGCAGUGGAUAUGGCUGCAAACUCGGUUUUACAUAACUUACCACCAAUGGAACUCUAAACCAGAAUUUAUUGUGUGCACUCAUAGUGUUGUGAGCUACAUUGAUGUAAUGAGGCGGUUACGGGAAUCUCCAAAUAAGCUGGACAAAUUAGGAGCAGAUAUGGAUGGUAUGGACCCUGAAAACCUCCAGGGUGAAUCCUUGGACUUGGACAGAGACAUUGAGGCUGAGGACGAAGAACAAACUGACUCUCAGCUGUCGGCAACCAUCACUCAGUCUGGACUUCCAGCAUCUUGGUCACCAAGUAAAUCCUCAGUCGGACGAAGUUCGAGAUUCGGAGUGAGAUCGACUGAUGGUUCUCCAUCUCGACUUGGAAAGGGACCCUCGUCCAAACUAUGUGGCCCCGGCUCGGACUGCAAUUCAAUGUCGGCUGAUUCGCCCACUUCACGCCAUUCAAGAAUGACAGUUCAGAGCGCAGAAAAUUCUACACCUUUUGUUUGUGUGCCUAAAAAGAGGAAGCGUUCCGGACGAGAAGACACAGCGUCCAGUCACUCAGUGCACCACUCACAUCAGCAGAGCAUUCAGCCGAGAGGUGUCAGCGCUGUCAUCACCACCGCCUAUUCCUCAGAACCACCUGCACCCACUCUUCAGCUGGCACCGCCACACCAGCACCAACAGCCGCAGCAGUUCGUAGCAGCCAUUCCUGUUCAACCAGCUAUGAUUGCUCCGUUCCCGGCACCUACCGUCAUUUCAACAAUGGCCCCACCUGAGCUUUUAAGGCAGCCCUUGGUAGUUACCGCGCCACAGAACCAAAUCCAUGAUCAACUUCAAAGAAAACAUGCAGAGCUUCAACAGCUCAUAGUUCAGCAACAGGAAGAGCUGCGGAGAGUUAGCGAGCAGCUUCUUAUGGCUCGAUACGGCAUACUACCUCUUAACGUUGGCCAGGUUUCAGUCCCAUACUCCACAACUGGUGUCACCACAUGCAGUACAACCCCUCUCAAUGCAGCAACAGAACUAAUGUGCACGGCAAGCAGGUCGGCGCCAGUCAUGUACGCGCCCACUCAGGAAAUAGGCAUGCAUGAUCAAAUGAUCAGUGGACGCUCAGACGAAACGAUUCCGUUCCAGCUAUCGCAGCAACAGGCGCAGCUGUUGUUCACCUCAGGUAUUGGCAUCCCUCCUAACCAGCCACCAAGUCAGUGAAUUAAAUCAAAAAUUUGUGCCAAAUGAAGAGGAGCGUACGUAUUUUACAAGCUUGAUUGUAGCAAGCUGGACACAGGUGUUUUAUCAGAAGAAUUAUUUUGAUAAAAAUUUAAAAUCUAAUUUUAAGCAAAGUUUGCAUUGUUGUGAUGAUGCAGGGUACUCAGUGUGAUGUUAAAAAUUGUAAAUUGUGUGGUGAGCUGGGCCAAAGAAAGUCACCGGACAUUGUCCGAUGCAGCAUCUACAUUUUCAAAGAAAGCCCUACCACAUGUGUAUUUUUGAUGGAUUUUAAAUGAAAUCUGUUCAAUGUGAUGCUAAAUGGCAAAAAUGUGUUUAUUCAAAAUGUCCGUGAUUUGAUAUAAUUAUAUAUAUCUACAUUAUAUAUACUUUUAUGAAAAUAUACUAUACACAUAUUCUUGAGAUGUUUUACACAGACUGACUUGAUGUCUCUCUAGAAUCUAUAUUUGCAGCCUCGACGAAGAGACACACUUUUCAAAGAGGUCGGUCCAAGCAGAGACUAUCAAGUCGUAAUCGUAUAUUAAUGUGAGUCAUGAACGUGUCUUCAAAGUUGUUGCCCAAAGUGCAUCACAGUCGUAGAAAUAAAUUUUUAGUCGCUUAGGACAACUGCAGUUUAAUGCAAAGUGUCUUGUGAGAUUUUGCUUGUGCGUAAAAUCAAAUCUUUAAAAAAUCAGUAGUUAAUACUCAAAAUAUUAAUACCGAAUUUAAAGAGGAAAAUUACUAAACGUUUUUAUUGUGAUUUGGGGAUUUGUGCAGUCUAUUUGUACCUUAAAGUCAUUAGUGUGGAACGAGCUUAAACAACAUCAUUUCACACUGGACCAAUGUUAUGAUUUUUUUACUACUGGAAAAGAAUGUGUAAAAACUCAAUUUUUAUCAAAUCAUCAACCAGAGUAUGAAUCGUUAUUUUGUUGUGUGUUACAGGAAAUAAAAGAAAAAAUUAAUGGAA
Molecule: messenger RNA, 3593 nt
Organism: Neocloeon triangulifer
Lineage: Eukaryota; Metazoa; Arthropoda; Insecta; Ephemeroptera; Baetidae
Gene: Clk
Product: circadian locomoter output cycles protein kaput
Exons: 18
Coding region: 425-2632 (735 amino acids)
Biological process (GO): circadian regulation of gene expression; regulation of transcription by RNA polymerase II
Cellular component (GO): nucleus; cytoplasm; CLOCK-BMAL transcription complex
Molecular function (GO): RNA polymerase II cis-regulatory region sequence-specific DNA binding; DNA-binding transcription factor activity, RNA polymerase II-specific; protein dimerization activity
Source: RefSeq, a predicted model, not a curated record